This is a messenger RNA of Branchiostoma floridae (Florida lancelet), 5556 nucleotides long. RefSeq names its product E3 ubiquitin-protein ligase rnf8-A-like. Gene Ontology annotation, cellular component: cytosol; site of double-strand break; nucleus. The transcript is spliced from 9 exons. Lineage: Eukaryota; Metazoa; Chordata; Leptocardii; Amphioxiformes; Branchiostomatidae. Gene Ontology annotation, molecular function: zinc ion binding; histone binding; ubiquitin protein ligase activity. The coding region runs from base 53 to 1705 and encodes 550 amino acids. Gene Ontology annotation, biological process: protein K48-linked ubiquitination; ubiquitin-dependent protein catabolic process; double-strand break repair. The record is from RefSeq and is a predicted model, not a curated record.
CCUUUGACCCAGUAGGAGCACGCGUUCUGAUGACGUCGCAGAUAUCGUGUUGAUGAUCACAAUGGCGGAGGUUCAAAACUUAGUUUGGUUCCUCCGUCGUCAGUACAAGGAUGCCGAGGAAACCAUCGCGUUAACGGGACGCCAAGAGGUCUCGCUGGGAAGGGGCCUGGAUGUGACUCACCGAACCAUACCCAAAGACACACCCUUCGAUAUGUUUAGUCGAAAACAUGCUAUUUUCAGGCCCGCGGUGGACGGGACCUGGACGGUGCAAGACAAUAACACAAUCAAUGGCAUAUAUAUCAAUGGUCAUAGACUGAAGCCAGGCAUUCCAUUUACGUUGAAGGAAGGCGAUAAUAUCCAGCUGGGGCUUCCUCCCAGCAGAGACUCAGAACCGGAGUUUCUGUACAGAAUAGUCAGGGAUUACACCAGUAAUAUCUCAGGAAACAGAACAGACUCUGAACUCAAAAGUAAACGGAAGGAAACAGCAGAAAACGCUGAUCCUCAGGGCAGUAGACCGGGCCCUUCUCAUCAUAGACCUGUCGAGAGCUCCGGCCACAAAAGGAGAAGACUCGAGCAGCUCGAUGAAGACUUGGCGCACAAACAGAGAAUAGCCGAGCGCGAGAAACAGGCCGAGCAGAGGGUGAGAGAUGCAGAGGCCCGGAUUCAGAAAAUGCAGUCGCUGAUUGAGGAGAAGGAGUUAGCACAGACAGCGCUGCAGGACCAACUGAAGAAGAAAGAGCAGGAGAUGCAGCAAGAGAUGAGACAACAGGUGGUGCGGCUGGAGGAGGAGAAGCAUCAGAUGCAGGCGGAGCUGCAGGAGAUGAUGACUCGGGAGAUGCAGCAGAAGGAGCAGGAGCUGCUGGAGCGCCUGGAGCAGCAGGGCCUCGCGCUGCAGGAGGAGAAACAGCAGGUGGAGGCACGUCUACAGCAGCAACUGGCCCAGCAGCUUGAGGAGAAGGACAAGGACCUUGAGGAGCAGCUGCUGAAGCACAAGGCAGCGCUGGACCAGAUCAUCUCACAGAAGGAGCGUGAACACUCCGACCUGCAGGCCAAGCUGCUGCAGAGCAAGCUGGAGAAGGAACAGCAGGAGCAGUCGGUAAAGAAGGUUCGUGAAGAAGUGGUGGAGAAUGUCACCAAUGUGAUGGAGUCAGAGCUGCAGUGUAACAUCUGCACAGAGCUGUUUGUACAGGCCACCACCCUCCACUGCUCGCACACGUUCUGUUACGCCUGCAUCCUGGAGUGGACCAAGACCAGGAAGAUGGAGUGCCCGACCUGCCGGACCAAGGUGACCAGCCAGACCCGCUCCCUGGUGCUGGACAGCUACAUCGACAAGAUGGUGGAGUCCUACAGCGAGGAGCUCAAACAGCACAGGAUGGCACUGCUGCAGGACAGGAAAGAGAAAGUGGCGACCCUGGAGAGGCAGAGCCCCCGGCAGGGGAAGGAUUCGCCCAUCAGUGUGGGGAGUGCCAGCUCUGAUGAGGAGCCUCUCUCCGUCAGCUCCGGCGGCUCCAGCGGCUCCCAGUGGACCCAGAGCUCCUCCUCCUCCACACACAACUCCCCUCCGCACUCCCGGGGGAACAGCGCCUCCAUGGACAAUGACUUUGUCCCGGGGGACCCCAUGGCUUACUACGGAGGCUAUGGGCGCUGCCACAUCUGUGGCCAUCGCGGCCACUGGGCUCGGGGCUGUCCAUUCAGGUACCGCUGAGGGCCGGCGGGGUGUGUGAGGGGAACAGACUGCCGGGACAGCGUAGUCUGCAUGGGGAGUUAAACAGAGAAAGAGAGGAAUGGAUGGGGCUUGGCGGGCCUGGACGGUACUGGUGCUACAUGGACGUCCGGUGGGCCGCAGUGUACGGCCAACUCGGCACCAUUCCAGCUGCUUUCUCAUUGUCCCGAGUUUUGUGAAUGAAGACUUGCAAGGGCACACAUGCUGUACUUCCAACCACUCAGUAGUUUUGGUGCAAAAAGCUAUAAACCUGAAAAUAAAGACUAUGUCACGUGUUGAACUUGACUGGCAAGAACAGACAAUGAUACAGGAUAUGUAAUGUUUAGGCAGAUGGCUAUAUGUUACAUCAAGGAAAGAUAAAGUAAGAUGUAUUUAAAUUGUGUUAUGAACUACAGAAUGUGGUUCAAACCACCUUUACCUCAAUGCUGGUGUUGGCAAUAAGGGUUGUAAGGCUUUGAAUUCAGUACAGUUCUCCAGUGUUGCUAACUGCCCUUGCAAGUCCUUCAUUAAUGUAUGGUUGCAAGUGUUAGGAGUAGCGUGGGCCAAAGAAGAGUAUUAUAAAGGGAUAUUGGGUACACAACGUAUGAUAGGCUACCCCAAUGUCAUUAGUUGGCUCUCAGACUUUGUUAUGCAGGAAAUAGUUUGAACUAGUUCCAAGUAGAUGUGUACUGUUGGCUUGUUUGUAGAAAGUAUUUCAGCUACUACACUUUUAUAACUUAAAAAAUGCUGUAAAAGAUUUUAAGCGCCUAAAUUACGUAAAUCUUACUAUGUAAAAAGACUAGCCCAAACAAAAAUUCACUUGGAGAUUAAGACUAUUCUAUCUUCCCUGAAAUCUUCAUGAAUUCUGGACCAAAACUGAUUUCAACAUGGUGUUGCAGUAUGUUAAUGGGAAGAAUCUGGGAAUCGGAGCAAUUUUAAGGCAGUUUGCCUUGUUAACAAGAGUUUCCAUGUUCCCAGUUAAAGUAACUGGACAUAAAAGUCUGAGAGCCAAAUAAAGGAAUUGGUGUCUAUAAAGGUAUACGAAAGUCCAUGACCCUCUAACAUAGGAAGGAACUAUAUAUACUCUCCAAAAGGAGGUCAGGCUCUGACUAAAUUGGGGGCAUUUUUAGGCAUUCUUGUCAGGCUUUCUAUUUUAUCAGGCUUUCCCUAUGUUGCCAAGCUAAACUUGGAGACAUAAAGAAAUCAUGACAACAUAGAAAGCAGCCAGAGCCUAACCUCUGCUUGGAGUGUAGGCAGAGACUGGGUGAGGUAAGAAAUAUUAUGAUAGAGAUGGUUGCAGACAUACAUACAGGCAGAUCAAGUAUUGUGUUUGCAGUUUGUUUUGUGCCAGGUAUCCAUUCCUUUGUAGCUUCUGUACCAGGGCUCUCUCUCUGUCCCCUCAGUUUCACAGAUCUUCAGUGCCAUCCUAUUAAAAGGUCACUUCUACUUGGCUCCCAUAGUCAAGGUAGGAGUAUGAUAACCUGGAGUCCAGUCUUCUUGGCUUUGGUCUGCUCCCAACACUUACUACCCCACCAACAACUUUGUUGGCAGGACAGUAAGCUGUCUGGAGUGGAUCAAAACUAACAAGGCUGGACUCCAGUCUAGGGGUAUGGGAUCAGUGGAAUAGUAACCAAGGGAGUGAGGAAGCUGGGACAUCUGGAAAAUUUGAAACUUGUUAUUAGCCUUUUGGAAUCUGAUUGCAAUUUAGAAGUUUCAAAUGGCUUCAUUUCGAUUUUGCAUGUCGAGCUGAUAAAAAUGUCCUUAGCUUAAGUUUUGAGUUUUGUCCAUCAGGGGGUACAGCAAUAUAUAGAUGAAAAUUUUGUUCAUCCUGAGCAGCAAAAUCCUGUUUAGGAAAGUGAGGGAUGACAGAAGCUGUUACAGAAGCUAAAAGGGGAUAGAUACCGGGCUAGUUUGUAUGACAAAGUCAGAGAUGUAACAAUGUGGAUUUUUCUGAGAUAACAAAAAAAUGAAUGCAAAAUUGAUUAUCUUGUUGCGCUGUGGAUAAACAAAAUGGUCACAAUGUUUUAUGAUUAUUUUAUUUUGGAUAUUAAAAAAGAAAAUUUGAGAGCUAAAAAAAAGGGUUACAUGUCUUGCUUGUUGAUACCUGGACUCACCAAUUUAGAUUCUUGGUCCAUGAAUUUUUGCUAGAAGGAAAAUGGAGCAAGCAGAUCAAAUAGAAAUGAAAUGAAAUCCUGUGAUAGACCCAGGUGCUACCAGAGGAGCCAAAAAGUCAAUACCCAGGCUUGUAAAUGUUUCAAACAAUGAUUUUUCAACUUUUAAUGCAUUGACAAGUUGAGAAACUUUUUUGACCAUUUUGGGAUUGAUUCAUGUCCUGAAUUAUACUUUUUUGAAAAUUAGAGAGAGAAAGAAAGGCAAAGCGACAAAUUCAAGAAGCAGGAAAUUGAAUUGGUGUGUCCUUGCUAUAAUACUGUAUGGUGUGAGAUAUAGAGCUGGAGUCUGUACAUGUGUGGGCAGUAAGUGAUGAUGUAUAUAGAUCAGAGUGAAGCUGUCGCUGUAUUUGUCAGGCACAGGUACAUGGAUGUGCACAUCUGCAUCCUCGCAACAAAGUUUCUUCUCUUUCCAUGCUGAGGUAUGAUGUACAAGUUAGUACUGUGCAGCUGUACCAUCAUGAUGGAUGUCUUUUAUAUGGCAAUAUGUGUUGAUACUUGUAGGUUUCUUGUUUUGAACUGUGAUUUAGAAAUUUGUUUCAGAACCACCAUUAGCAACAGUUAGUCCUAAAGAAUGCUGUGUGCUUACAUUGUACCCCUCUGAAGUUUUUCUCUCACCUGUUGACACUGCUACUACUGCCUUUCAGAACAGACCUUUGUUCAGUUCUUUGUACAUGUAUUUCCAUUUGCUAGACAUCAUAAGACAUUCUCCUAUGCAGAGUUGAACCUGCAUCCUAGAACUCCACUUGUAAAUUAGAACAGGCAGGUAGCAAAAAACAAUGUUAUGUAACUAAUUGCUUUUUUCUGAGUACUACUUCACCUGUGCUGUACUGUACCAUGCUGUGCUACACAAAUUGUUGGGAAGCAAAUGAAGCUAAAACGUCUGGAUUUGGAUACAUAGCAAGGCAUAUGUCCCAAAGCAAUGUUAUUUGUCUGGCCAAUUGUUUAUAACACUAUGUAGAUGUCUGACAAAGCAGUGACAGCUGUGUGAAUUACUGUUAACUAGGUUAGUGUAACUCAACUGUACUUGAGACUUACAUGUAGAUGCAAAAUUGAAGUUUUGUAGGCCUAAUGCUGACUCACAAACUUGUUUCAUGAUUCUUUCAACAGUUUUUAAGGUAUUGAUUUGUUCUCGCUGUCUUGUGUUUGGUGACAUACAUUGAUGUGGCCUUGGUUUAAUUACCCUGGAAAAGGAGGAGGGAGGAAAGGGAGAUUACUGGAAGAUGAUCAGGAUAUUCUCCUCUAUGAUGGCAGCACACAGCUGGAAAGUAGUUUGCAAGCUCUAAUAGCAUUUCGGCAGCAUUGCUGCGGGUAUCGUCUUGAUCGCCACAAAAUUUUUAAGAAUUGGCUGACGUUCGGAGGUCACUAAGCCUAAUGUCCCAUGUUAGGGUAGAUUUUCGGGCAAAGAAAUUCACUUGACUCUAACAAUUUUGAAAUUGGCAACAUUUCAAAUUUUCAUUCUCCUAUGCUGACCCAAACCCACAUUAUAAAUUUGCUUGCUUUGUAAAAAGUGGACUUGGUGCAUGGGUUUGGGUUUGCAUACUGAAGAAUGCAACCUUCAAGUGACAACAAAGUCAGCGGAAAGUCCAUGACAGUGUGUCACAGGCCUUAAGUCUGGUUAGGCCACACUGACGUAAUUUUAUGGAUGACAUCCACUGGAGACCCCAAAACUAAUGCACGCGGGUG